Engraulis encrasicolus (European anchovy) is the source of this 996-nucleotide messenger RNA. Its product is annotated as E3 ubiquitin-protein ligase TRIM21-like. Gene Ontology annotation, cellular component: cytoplasm. The record is from RefSeq and is a predicted model, not a curated record. The transcript has 4 exons. Gene Ontology annotation, biological process: protein ubiquitination. Bases 1 to 858 code for a protein of 285 amino acids. Lineage: Eukaryota; Metazoa; Chordata; Actinopteri; Clupeiformes; Engraulidae. Gene Ontology annotation, molecular function: ubiquitin protein ligase activity; protein binding.
AUGUCUGAAGAUAUUGAACUGGAAGACAUGAGCGAUGACCACCAAUCAAGAAAAGGAAACAUUUAUGUCAACUACUCACCCAGUAGCACUCCACCGAACAAGACGUUAGAGACCAACUACAGCACCCUGAGCAGUGAGAAAUGUAGUUUACAAGACUGUGUCAACAGAGAGAAGUCUCAGCUCCAAGAUAGAUAUGCCAGUCUGACUAGAGACAAAUCUCAGUUACAGGAGAGAUGUGAUGCCAUCACUGCCGAGAGGGACACCCUACUACAGAGGACAGUUACUGCCAAAAAACAGAUUACACAGUAUGCAGUCGAUGUGACUCUGGAUCCUGAUACAGCUGCUAACAGCCUCAUCCUGUCUGCUGAUGGAAAACAAGUAAAACAUGGUGAUACAUCACAGAAUCGCCCUGACAACCCCAAACGCUUUGAUUCUUCCGCCAGUGUGCUGGGCAAGCGGGGCUUCAGCUCUGGUAGAUUUUACUAUGAGGUGCAGGUCAGUGGGAAGACAAAAUGGACAAUAGGAGUUGCCAGAGAGUCCAUUGACAGAAAAGGGGGCAUGAUUCUGAGCCCUGAACAUGGAAUCUGGAUAAUAUGUCAGAUGAAUAACCAGUACAAGGCAUUAGCUAAUCCUGAUGUCAUCCUCUCCCUGAAAGCGAAACCAGAGAGGGUGGGGGUGUUUGUGGAUUAUGGGGCAGGUUUGGUCUCCUUUUAUGAUGCAGACAGGUGGAGUCUAAUCUACUCUUACGAAGGUGUCUCCUUCAAGGAGAAAAUAUAUCCCUUCUUCUGCCCCAAUACUAAUGAGAAUGGCAAGAACUCUGCUCCACUGGUCAUCACUCCAGUCUCUUGUUUCAAGUAAUUUUGAUUCAGUAAAGUGUAAAAAUGUGAUAAAAUGCUCGAGUUCAGUUGUACUCCUGCCCUUCAGUUGUUUCACAGAGAUAAGGACGUCUUUUUAUACAAUGAGUUUUAUUUGACUCAUGCUUAGAAUAACUAAAAG